Molecule: messenger RNA, 408 nt
Organism: Solanum pennellii
Lineage: Eukaryota; Viridiplantae; Streptophyta; Magnoliopsida; Solanales; Solanaceae
Exons: 3
Coding region: 1-408 (135 amino acids)
Source: RefSeq, a predicted model, not a curated record
AUGCCAACAUGGCUAGGACCACUUUUGAGGAAGACAUUCUCUGGGGCAUGUUUGCUGCAUGAUGAACUUCAAAAGAAUGUACUAAGCAAGUACUGUAUCACAUGUGAUUCAGAUUUAUGCAAGUAUUUCAUCUUUACAAACAAAUACAAUGAUCAUGACCACCUAAAGAUUUAUCGACAUGUUUACAAAGACGUUAUUCCUUUCGAUCAAAUGGAAAAAUAUGUUGACUUAAAAUUAGCUCAACCAUACAGAUGCAACAAGAAAUUCGUAAUUGCUUUGAAUCCUCUGCCACAUUAUGUGUCUGGCUCCUUAGUUGCUGGAGAUCCUACUUGUCUCACUUGGAAAAGGAGAUUGCAUGACCCUGAACAGUUUCAAUUUUGUUCCAUUGCUUUCCAAGUAGAAGCCUAA